UGACUACAGUGUAUGAGCUCGCCACCCUUAAGCACAGACCCAGGGUCCGUUUUGUACGGUGACCUAGCGUAUAGGUUGAGCUAGGAAAAGCUGAUCCCAGUAUCAUAAGUCAAUUUAUAUGACUAAUGUACUUAUUUUUCUUACAUCAUCAUAAUUUAUGAGAAUGUCCUAAAAUUGAGUUUUGUGGCAUUUAAUGCCACACAAUGAAUGUAGCCUAGAUGUAUAUUUUGGCAGGAAUUUUAUAAGAACGUUUUGUUACGUUUAGGACGUGCCUGAGAAAAUGCCUGUGUUGAUACUGAUGAGAAGAUGAAGAGUUUGUUUGAAGCCUAUUUUAAGAUAUGGCAUCUCUGCACUGCUGAGGGAGUAGAUCCAUACAGGGCCUGCUGGUUGGAUCAUUUCGUCUUCUGAGACACACACAGUGAGACACAAGAAAGAGUCUGACAACUAAACUGAAACCUAUACAUUUUUCUCACAGUACAUGUAGUAACAACACAAUGGCCUGUACAUUACCACUGGCAUUCCUUGUCCUUCAUGGAUUUCUCUCUCUUUCAGCAGAUUCAUGCAAUUAUUAUUUCCAACAUGGAUCUUUCUUCUCCAUCCCUCUGAAAUACACUGACUUGAGUUCGAAAGAAAUAACCUGGAAACACAAUGGCAACGUUAUAUUUAGAAGAAAGAAUGGAAGGUUCAAACCAGGCAAGACUGAGGACAUCUUAGAGGAUGGGUCUCUCCAACUGAAAGGCCUGGUGUCGGCAAACGAAGGUACUUAUAAAGCAGAAGUGUUCAACAGCGAAGGGAAAAGCAUCAAAGAUCAGUCCUUCAGACUGUGUAUGAAGGAAAAAGUCUCCAAGCCCUCAGUGAAAUUCACCUGCUCUGAUAAGGACGUCACCUUUACCUGUUUCUUGACCAACACUGAGGGAGUGACUUUCAAGUGGAGAAAGAACGGAGAGCCUUUAAAUGAGGGGGAAAAAACAACCUUGAUCAUCGGUCUGAAACAACUGAAAGAGCCGGACACAUUCACCUGCUCUGCAGUCAAUGAGGUCAGCACGGAGACAAGUGACAUCAUCAAACCAACAUGCAAGGAUGUCUCAAAAUCGGGUGAUCUGCGUUCACUGUUUGGUUUGGAUUUCUGGACCAUGGUGGGCAUCCUAGCCGGGGGAGGGGGCUUGGUACUCCUCAUCAUCAUCACCUUGGUGUGCUGUUGCCUCAGCCGACGCAAGAGCCAGAUGCGCUUUGAAGAGGAAAGAGAGUUGAGACUAGCCCCCCUGACCAAGACCCAGCAUCCUUACCACUCAGAGGUCCAGACAAAGCAUCCUUCUCACCCAGAAGGCCAGAAGCAAAGGCAGAGACCCCCCGGUGGGGCCCCACCUGGUUCCACGGGCCCCAGGCCCACGGCCAGAGCCUCCAGCCAGGCUGCGCCCCAACCCAGAACCCAGGCUCGAGGGAAGCCUCCACAGACACCAAUGGAUGAUGAUGAGGAGCAGCCCCCACCACUACCCCAGCCUAGGAAGAAAGGCUCUCACCCCGCCAGGCAAUGAGUCUGGAAACAGGUUUCGCCUAUAUACUCUCUGAUCCAAGGAAAGGAGUUCCAGCAGUCUACAUGUUGUAGAUGUUGAAAAUGUUGUUAUCUAAAGAAUAGAAUAGAAAAGGAAGGGAAAAAUACCCACACAGUGUUCUUUUCUUCCAAUGCCUUUUCAAAAUUCUGUUUCAUUGUUUUUAUGUUGAGUUGUAGCCUACCUAUCUAUCCACCUCCUCUUGAAGUAGUGACCUUAACUUGAUGUCUGUGUGGUUGUCAAUAAAAACUAAAUAACUACAGGCACAUAGUCAUUGAUGGGCAACAUUAUUUGAAAAUACUCAAAUACACAGGAAAUAAGUAUUUAAAAUACAAAUAAUUAAAACGCAUAUGUAUUCGAACCUAGGUCUGAUAGCUAACAAUUGCAUAAUAAUAGUUCUGAAAAUGUUUCCAUUCACAUUAUUGUGCAUUUGAGUCAUUCUCUGUAUUCACAUCUCUGAGUAAAGCUCUCAUGUAAUCAAUUGUUUUCCUGUUACAUCGCUGAGGCCUCUUGGUGGUGGUUUUGGCACGGCACCAACGAAUAGCAUUCAGGGAGCAAAGAUGCUGAAAGCAACACUUAUCUGAAGCCCUCGCUUCCACACAUCUUACCUCCUUUUCCUGUGUGUGUGGGAGGGAUAUGAUGCUGUGUGUGUGUGUGCGCGCAUUUGUGUUUGCUGAACUGCACAUGACUUAACACAGGUUUUUGCACCCAUUUUUUUUUACAAGCAUUUCGCUACUCUCGCAUUAACAUCUGCAAGCAUGUGUAUGUGACCAAUAAAAUGUUACUUGAAAAAACCUCUCCAUCACACGCCUGUUCACUAUAUAAACCCUAGAUGGCGCUUUGCUUCCAUGUUCAUUUAAUCUGCUCGCAUGACUAUUCAACAGUAAUAGUGGAAGUGGGUGGGCCAGGGACAUACUUGUGGGCCAUUAACGUUUUCCUUUGAAUUACAUUUAAACGAGUUAGUUGACAGAAAUCUGAAUAUGUUCCUGAAAGACUUUGGCUGGGUCACUGACAGCGAGUAAACGUUUGGGAACCAGUUUGAUGACAGACCGGCAGGAGUCACAAUAAAGUUAACCGAACGUAGCAGGCGUAAGAGAAACGCCUGAACGGAGUUCCCACAUCCAGAUUUUCAGCGGAAAAGGAAGCUAGGUUGAAAAUAGCUGUAUCCCUGAUACACACUGAGGCUACAGUAAACUCAGGUUUAUCACUCAGAGCCAUGUUCGACAGUCU
This is a messenger RNA of Oncorhynchus mykiss (rainbow trout), 2780 nucleotides long. RefSeq names its product T-cell surface antigen CD2-like. The record is from RefSeq and is a predicted model, not a curated record. Gene Ontology annotation, cellular component: membrane. Lineage: Eukaryota; Metazoa; Chordata; Actinopteri; Salmoniformes; Salmonidae.